Messenger RNA from Otolemur garnettii (small-eared galago), 1758 nucleotides. It is a transcript of the gene MRPL49, whose product is annotated as mitochondrial ribosomal protein L49. The transcript has 4 exons. Gene Ontology annotation, molecular function: structural constituent of ribosome. The record is from RefSeq and is a predicted model, not a curated record. Gene Ontology annotation, biological process: translation. Bases 12 to 512 code for a protein of 166 amino acids. Lineage: Eukaryota; Metazoa; Chordata; Mammalia; Primates; Galagidae. Gene Ontology annotation, cellular component: ribosome; mitochondrial large ribosomal subunit.
AGCAAUCCGAGAUGGCGGCUACUUCAUUCUGGGGUGUUCUGCGGUGUUGGAGAACCGGCAUCCAUUCGGGCUGCGGGUUACGGCUGCUGAGCCAGACACAGGGGCCUCUGGAUUACCCUACCUUUGUGGAGUCUGUGAAUGAAUACCAGUUUGUAGAGCGCCUGUUACCCCCUACCAGCAUCCCAAAACCCCCAAAGCAUGAACAUUAUCCCACCCCCAGUGGCUGGCAGCCUCCCAGAGACCCACCACCUGACCUGCCUUACUUUGUUCGGCGUUCUCGGAUGCACAACAUCCCUGUCUACAAGGACAUAACACAUGGCAACCGCCAGAUGACUGUGAUCCGGAAAGUAGAGGGAGACAUUUGGGCUCUAAAGAAAGAUGUGGAAGAUUUUCUGAGCCCAUUGCUGGGGAAGACACCCAUCACCCAGGUCAAUGAGGUGACAGGUACCCUGCGGAUUAAGGGCUACUUUGAUGAGCAGCUCAAAGUCUGGCUCCUGGAGAAGGGCUUUUGAGACCAGCAGACAGCCUAUGUGACAGCAUCCCAAGAGAUUGGUGUUCAGUGGACCUCAAGAGGAGGGAGAUGGGUGUUGGAGCCCCUGGGACAGGAAUACAGAGGACAGGGCUAAGGGCCUGUGCAGGGCAGAGUGUGAAGGCUGAAGGGCUUUAGGGUCAGGCUUUGCUUGUGUAAAAGGAUAAAUGGGACCCUAUACACAGGGUGAGCGCUGAGAGAGAGCCACCUAACCAACCAGGAACUAGUGACAGGGAGUGUUAGCUGCUGUUUUCCCCCACACUUUGGCUUGUUCUUGCAUUGGGGUUCCUUGGGCUCAGCUGUUCAGAUUCUAGGGGUUGUCCUUGUAUGGAAGUAGUAGCCCAACAAAAUUUAGGAGAUGGUAGUCCAGGGCUGACCUACUUGAUGCAUUCCUUCCUUGGCCCUCUAAGGCUCACUGUUGCAAACAUUACUGAGCCCUUGCUCUCUAGGCCACACCCAGCUUAGAGAACACAGAUUUCUCAGGCCUGGGUCCUGGGGGGUCUCAGGUUCUAAAUGCACUGCUAAACAUGGAGCCAGAGUGCCAACCUCAGCCCCCUGGGAUCUUUCUGAGAUAGGAGGCCCAUUCUAGGUCCCUAUUUCAUUCCAGAGCAGACUUGGGCCUUAGAGUUUCAAGCUCCCAGAUGUUAAGGGAUUAGCUCUGGCUGGCCUGAUCACCAGGGAGUGCCUGGGAGCUCCUCAAAGCCCAGCGUAAGGCCAUCCUCCCCAGCCUACUGACCUAGAAUCAAGGUGGCCUUUUGUCCCUGCCAUCCUAUCCCACCCAACUAGCCUUGACACUUGCCUUGUCCUUGGGGUUACAGGUAAAAGGCCUGAGUGCCCACCCCACUGCAGCAUCAAACCGGCUAAGACAGCUUUCAGAUCCUGGCUCUCCUGUUUGAUCUCUGACCUAAGGCACUGUAUUAAGCUUCUCUGGGGGCUGUUUUUCCAUCUGUAAAAUGGGUACAUCUUCCUAAUCAGUUCAUGAUAAACAUUCUCCCCAAAGAUAGUGCUGGGUUACAUGAAACCCUCACUCUAGGAGAUUCCAGGGUAUUAAGUCUACAGCCUCAGCAAGGAAAUGGAGCCUGACACACUGAUGCUAUGACACAAGCCUCACCAAUGUUAAUGCAAGUUUUUAUUUGGCCGUAUAUACAAUUUAUUUAAGCUAUUAAAAUUUGUACAAUAUUUACAAAUUAAAUAAUCAUCUGAAACUGUCUCCAGCAACUCUUGUAACA